Molecule: messenger RNA, 2177 nt
Organism: Ailuropoda melanoleuca (giant panda)
Lineage: Eukaryota; Metazoa; Chordata; Mammalia; Carnivora; Ursidae
Gene: SMIM15
Product: small integral membrane protein 15
Exons: 3
Coding region: 656-880 (74 amino acids)
Source: RefSeq, a predicted model, not a curated record
UGGGAGUAGGGGUCUGAGCCCACGGUCGCGACCGUGAUGUAGGGUGGGCUGGUGGCGGCCGCUGGGGUGGUUUUGUCCGCGUGCCCAGAGGAGGCGGCCACGGCGCCAGCGGACCGAGCUGUGGCGGGACCAAGCCGGGAUUCCCGGAACCUCCCGUUCUCCGAGCCCCGCCGGGCUCUUGCCCGCCGAGGCCGAGGGGCGCCUGAACGUGGCCCCCUGGGGCGGGCGGCCGGAUGGGAUAGGAGAACAAGAAUGAGUAAGGGCGAAAACAGGGAUGGACGGGACGUGGUACUGGCGGUGAAGUACCAUCGGCUGCGGCUUCAGGAGCCGCGCAGGUCUGGUUUGGAGAUCAAGCCCGGUCGACCCCUUACGGAAAGAAGAAGAGUAAUAUUGAUUCCUCCAAGUGCCUAGGCACGUGCGUUUUGGUCCGAAAUUGAAGUAUGCGGACCACUCUGUGGCCUGAGGACGAUAACUUCUUUGUGUUAAUGGCUAAAACUUAGCCACAAACCAGAAUUUAAACCUUCUCUCCCAAGUGUAUGGUAGAGCUAAAGAAGAAGACAAGACAAGCUAAGGGUCAUCUGAAAUUGUAAUUGGCUCACUAAUAAUCCCAGGACAAAGUUGGAAAGAAGUACUCAAGCAUAAGACGGCUACAAAGAUGUUUGAUAUAAAGGCUUGGGCCGAGUAUGUUGUGGAAUGGGCUGCAAAGGACCCAUAUGGCUUCCUUACAACAGUUAUCCUGGCCCUUACUCCAUUGUUUCUAGCAAGCGCAGUACUGUCUUGGAAAUUGGCCAAGAUGAUUGAGGCCAGGGAAAAGGAGCAAAAGAAGAAACAAAAACGCCAAGAAAAUAUUGCAAAAGCUAAACGACUAAAAAAGGACUGAAGGAAUGAAUAAACGGCUCUAGACCCAGAGGAACAUCAUUUGGAAAAUUAUGCAGUGUUGAAAGGACCCACUAAGGUUUCUUUUCUGGUUUUUAUGGCAGUAAUUUGUUGUAAAUGAAGUCGGAGCACCUGUAAGAAUCAUGUUAGUUGUGACCUCUACUGCAGCAACUUUUAGGUUUUGGUAUAGAAGUCUGUUGACAGUUACUGUAAAUUGGCAUUUAUUAUGCUAUAAAUUCUUUAUAAUUGGCUUAGUCAUUUGCCAUUUUGCAGCUUAUGUUCUGAAAUGAAAACAUCCUGUGGAGAAAAAUGACUAUACAUUAUGAACUGUAUUCAAGUAAUGGCUUAGAAUGGGGUCCUGUUUCGGACGAAGGGAAUUGAGAAUUGUCCUGAGGUGAAAAGUGUGCUUUGGCUUAAAGAGGCUAGUAUAGUAUAUUAUUUACACCUUUUAUCCUUAUUGCUUAUUUCUUGGAACAGAAUCAUUUCUGGCUUUCUCAAAGCCACAUAUUAACCAAUGACCGUAUUUUGCAUUUUUCUCAUUUUAGCUUUUGAGAUAAUUAUCAGAUAUUCUGCAUUUUUAAAAAUCUCAUUUUAUAAAGAAUUCUCUCAUUGGCUAUGUAGAGUACCACCUACCAGACAGAACAGUUUUUGUACUUAUGAACCUGCCAUUUUCUUAGAGAUGUCUUGUUGAGUAGAGUAACACUAUGAUAAAACCCUGUGGUACCUUGGAACCAGUUUAUUCUUUAUUGUGCUGUGUAGAAAUGUGAAGUAGUUAAAAUGUCUUAUCACAUAAUUUGCUCAUUAUAUAGAUGCCACUUUUGUGUUUUUAUUCCAUUCUUCAUUUUAAUUUAUCUAGUAGUGGUGUUCUGUACUUUCUGAUCAAACAGGUUCAUGGUGAAAAUUAAAAUUUCAGACUUCUCUUAAGGAAUUCUUAAAAAGUAAUAGUUAAGUCCUAUUUCAUAAGUGGUAGUAAAGGUUUAACAUUUGGAAAAAUUUUGUUCAUCAUACUAGUAAUUGAGUGAAAAAGGCAAAUUAUGUCAAAAUGAGAAUGUUAAAAUUAGAAAUAAAGAGGUAAAGGAUAUUUCCUUCAGCUAAGCAGUAUAACUGGAACUUUUUACUAUUAAACAUGGCUUUUAUAAAUGCGUAGUCUAAUAAUUUUAUUCGCUGUCAGUAUAUAAUAGCUUAUUAACGUUUUCCUCACCUCUGAUAAUGAAUUUUAAAUUACAAAAAAUUGUCCACCAGCUUUAAUUUAAAAAUGGAACUAGAUAUUGAAAUAAAUUUGAUACUUUUUUAUAAAGAGG